Etheostoma cragini (Arkansas darter) is the source of this 2091-nucleotide messenger RNA. It is a transcript of the gene slc13a3, whose product is annotated as solute carrier family 13 member 3. Gene Ontology annotation, biological process: citrate transport; monoatomic anion transmembrane transport. The transcript has 13 exons. Lineage: Eukaryota; Metazoa; Chordata; Actinopteri; Perciformes; Percidae. The coding region runs from base 201 to 2021 and encodes 606 amino acids. Gene Ontology annotation, molecular function: succinate transmembrane transporter activity; citrate transmembrane transporter activity; sodium:dicarboxylate symporter activity. Gene Ontology annotation, cellular component: membrane. The record is from RefSeq and is a predicted model, not a curated record.
CACAAAAAGUCUAUUAAACGUCGCACUCAAGUCUGUCAGCUAUUGUCACCACCCUACGAGGAGUUAAACUGUAGUGGCGUGUUAGUGGGGUAGUUAAUCUUCCCUGUGUUCGGACGGAGUCCUCAGAGUACGUCCAAGCAGGCUCCUCAGACUCUCUGGUGCUCCCUUCCCUCUAAGCGGAACCAAAGUUCACUCCGGAGAUGAAAAUGUCAGUUGUCUCUAACAAGCUGUGGUGCAUCCACAAACAGCUGAUUCUCUUGCUCACUCCACUGGUGUUCCUGCCGUUACUUUUUACUCUGCCGGAAAAGGAGGGAAAAUGUCUUUAUGUGGUGGUGCUGAUGGCUAUGUUUUGGUGCACAGAGGCCCUUCCUCUGGCCGUCACGGCAAUGCUACCGGUCUGCCUUUUCCCAACUCUGGGAAUUCUACCAUCCAAAACAGUCUGUCCUCAGUACUUCCUGGAAACCAAUUUUCUUUUCCUCAGUGGUCUUGUGAUGGCGUCGUCCAUCGAGGAGUGGGGCCUGCAUCGCAGAAUCGCCCUAAAGGUCCUCACUAUUGUCGGAGUAAAACCAGCCUGGCUUAUAAUGGGAAUGAUGCUGACCUCGUCGUUCCUGUCCAUGUGGCUUAGCAACACCGCCACCACAGCCAUGAUGCUCCCUAUUGCUAAUGCCAUUCUGGAGAGUCUGUUUGGAGACCUGGAGACCCUGAAACGGAAGAGCAAGUCCCCAGGGGAUCCUGAGAAUGACCAAAUAAAUGGUCAGUCCACAGUAAAGUUGCAUACGCUGCCCUCAAUGCCCUCAGAAAAAUUAAUGCUGUCAAUAGAUGGCACAGAUGAGACGGAGCAGAGUGACACGAGGACAGCUGAGGAGAUCCAAACGGAGUCGGCGUACCAGCUGAAGGUGUGGAAAGGAUUCUUGAUCUGCAUUCCCUAUGCAGCCAGUAUCGGAGGGACCGCCACGCUGACAGGCACCGCGCCCAACCUCAUCCUGAUUGGACAGCUGAAAAGCUACUUUCCAGACUGCGACCUCAUCAAUUUUGGCUCUUGGUUUGCAUUCGCUUUCCCGCUCAUGCUUCUCUUCCUGUUUUUGGGAUGGAUUUGGAUCGCGUUUCUCCACGGGGGAUUGAACACGCGAUUGUGUUUCACGCAACACGACCGGAGAGCCAAGGCAGAGGCCAGAGCAAAGGCUCUAAUAGAAGAAGAUUACAGAAAUCUAGGGCCCAUAAAUUUUGCAGAGGGAUCGAUUGCUUUCUUUUUUGUUUUGUUUGCUGUUCUGCUGUUCACAAGAGAUCCUAAAUUCGUCACUGGCUGGUCUGUGUUUUUUAAAAAAGGGUAUGUCUCAGACGCAGUCACUGGAGUCAUCAUUGUGUCCAUAUUGUUCUUCUUCCCCUCGCAGAAACCUUCUCUGAACUGGUGGUUCGACCCACAUGCGUCAAACACUCCUUAUGUCCCACUCCUAUCAUGGAAGAAAGCUCAGGACUCUGUUCCCUGGAAUAUCAUCCUGUUGCUCGGAGGCGGCUUCGCUAUGGCUAAAGCUUGUGAGGAGUCUGGACUGGCCUCCUGGAUCGGAGGCCACCUCCAGCCUUUGGCCGAGGUCCCUCCUGCUGCAGCUGUGAUGUUGAUCACUGCUUUCCUGGCGCUUUUCACUGAGUUCGCCAGCAACACUGCCACAAUUAUCAUAUUUCUACCCGUCAUUGCUGAACUGGCGCUUCGUGUCUCAGUGAACCCUCUGUACUUUAUGAUACCUGCAACAGUAGGAUGUUCAUAUGCCUUCAUGCUGCCAGUGUCCACACCACCCAACUCCAUCGCCUUCGCAACGGGACAUCUCAUGGUCAAAGACAUGGUGAAAACUGGCAUUGUGAUGAACAUCCUGGGUAUCCUCUCGGUCUCUUUGGCUAUGAACACGUGGGGCGUUGCCAUGUUUGACUUGAACGUGUAUCCAGAAUGGGCUCACCCCAUCAACAUGUCUGCUGUUGUCACUGAUGUGCACCUAUCACCUGUCCAGUCACUCAACACUACGCUCUGAUCACUCACCCAAAGACUAUCUGAAGAUUGUGUAAAGAUUGAACACUAAACAGGGACAAAAGUCUGUCCGU